Eufriesea mexicana is the source of this 281-nucleotide messenger RNA. It is a transcript of the gene Dsk, whose product is annotated as Drosulfakinin. The transcript is spliced from 2 exons. NCBI's taxonomy places the organism in Eukaryota, Metazoa, Arthropoda, Insecta, Hymenoptera, Apidae. The record is from RefSeq and is a predicted model, not a curated record. The coding region runs from base 3 to 281 and encodes 92 amino acids.
AUAUGAAUUUAGCUUUUGCUCUGACUUGCGUGAUGGCAGUCAUCUGGCUAUUCUUUGAAAAAUGUGAAACAGCCCCGGAACUCAUCAGCAAUGUGCAUCGAAGAUUCCGUAGUCGCUCGCCGUUACAAGGGUAUAGUAUGGAAAAUUUGUUUCGCGAGGACGAAGAUUCUGUAGAUUUAAAUAAACGACAGCAGUUCGACGAUUAUGGACACAUGAGAUUCGGGAAACGGGAGCAGUUCGACGAUUAUGGUCAUAUGCGAUUUGGCAGGAGUCGCAAUUAA